UUUCAGGAGACAUGGAAACGUGUCUCUUCCCCCACAAGUGUGGUCUGACGGCUCCGUUAGUGAGACGGAGUGUCUGCAACUAACAUGACUGUACACAUUUUCUUUUCUCCUUUCUCUCUCUCUUCUCUCUCCUCUCUCUCUUCCUCCCACAGCGACCGGUCGGCUUGUAUCGGCCACACGUGCCAAAACGGUCGGAAAGUUUGGACUAGUGAUGUCGGGUGUUCCUUAUACGGGCCCCAUCCAAGUUGGGACUGUGUCUGCUUGGUUUGACAAAUCUGUGGAGUUUGUCAGCAUGUAUGAAAUUGGUGAAUUCAUCUACACUUUCUUCCGCGAGGUUCCCGGGGAGGCCGAUACAACUGUCAUACAUUCCAGAGUGUCCAGAGUCUGCAAGAACGACACGGGCGUCACGGACACCAUCAAUCCAUUUCGUGGUGACUACGAUAUCUUCACGACAUUCUUAAAGGCUCGAAUGACAUGUGUGUCAGGAGGAGGAGGAAGUGGAGAAAUUCCUUACUACUAUGAUGAACUACAGGAUACAUUUCUGGUAGAGAGUGAAAAAGAAGACGGGAGUUUGGAGAAGAAGCUUUACGCCAUCUUCACCGCUCCCAUGAACGGCCCCGUGGGCUCUGCGGUGUGCGUCUACUCAUUUGACAGCGGUGACAGUCUGGUGUCUGUGUUCCUUGGCAAGUACCUGAGGGAGACAACGCUGGAUCAGUUCGAGGAGGUGGAGAAUACCGAUCCAUUCUCCUGUACGACAGACAGGAGUGCAACUGAAGCAAACGAGCGCCAUCUCAUGUCGGACACAGCCCACCAGACCAGCGGCGACAGACUCCAUCUCCAGUUGACCGGAUACUCCUUCAAGAAGAUACUGGUAGCUGCUGUAACCGACUUGGCUGGAAAUACUCACGAUGUCAUGUACAUCACCAGCACCAAAGAAGGUUCUCUCGUACUCCUGAAGACACUGUACGACGCCACUCGGCAGGAAUCACUCGUCAUCUCGGAGCAGGAGCUGAAACUCUCCGAAGACACCACGACAACAGACGCGACCUCUGGUGAACCCCCGGCUAUCAUCCACAUGCAGUUGCUAGGCAACGGGACCGAUGCGGCGAGGGACGCGGUGUACGUCGGGACCACGGAGGCGCUGUACCGGUUCCCCGUCGCCAACUGCGGACAAUUCAGUGGCGAUUGCUGCGCGUGCGUGGCUUCUCGUGAUCCUCACUGUGCCUACGAUCCUGUUGAGAAUAAAUGUGUGUCUGUGUAUGGUGGAGUGACGGGAAUAAGACUCCUGCAAGACGUUGCCAACGGCGACAUCGCAGCGUGCUCUGCACCUCCAGGCAGCAACGAAACCACGCCCACCCCAACUAGAGCUGUCGACACUCCCGUUACCGUGGAAACCAAAACAGGGGAUCCGUAUUCCACGGUUGGAGCUAAACCGAGUCCGACAUCUGAACCUGUUCGUCCAUCACUGGGUGGAGUGACGGGGGAACAAGAAGCCUCACAGAGCAACUACCAAUGGACCAUCAUUGGCACAAUCUGUGCCUUUGUCGGCGGAAUCAUCCUCGGCAUCCUGGUCAUGGCGUUCGUCCUCAAGAACAAGGGCAGGUUCAUUUGGAACAAGUUCAUCUCCUCUUCUCGCAGACCCACCGUCCAGAGCCAACCUGCUCCACCAUCUACCUCUAACAAAGGAGCCUGUAACAAAGACACAGACGGAGCUUCAAACUUCACCGACAAGGCCGAGAUGUACGAGAGGAACAACUGUGACAUGAAUCCCCAUGGCAACGCAGCCGCCGUUGUCGUCCACCUUGACCCAAUCAGCAACCUCCCGACAUACAUAAAUCAUCGUCACUAUGGCAACGGGAAACAAGGGACGAAAGGCAUCGAACCUCCACCUUACUCUCCUAACAAGCCGACCGUGUUGCCUAGCAACGGUGCAGCAGCGAUACAAUUGGAAAUGACUGACGGAGAUGCCACGCCCACAACCAGUCACCAUUCCACUCCGGAGCACAAGAGGAACAAACCUCAGCCCAACACUCCACCGGAAAACAAGACCAACAAACCCUCACCAACAAAGAAUCUUCCUCUCUCGACUCCGCCCAAACCGUCGACUCCGCCCUCCAUGCAAACCAUGCCCAAAUCAUCCCAGACCACUCCCACUAAGCCAUCAACUCCAUCAAAAGCCACGCCCCCAAGCCAAUUGUCUCCACUGACUCUAACUCCAGCUCACAAGCACCAGUACUGCCGAGCACAAUCCCACCCUCACCAUUACACCUCCUCACACCCUCACCAGACUCCGCCCCCCAGCGGACACUACUCCACUCUACCUCUGAAGAAGAAGAGACACUCUUCCACAUCUCAUUCGGAGACCACGCCCCCCAAACGACCCUCGUCAGUCGAGGGUCCGCCUAAUUUUUCCCUCCCGAGACCAUCUUCGGCACAGAAUCUAAACCACGUUUUCAGAGCUCGUAGUGCCACCAUGGCUACUGCCAUGACAAUGCCGACCAAACAAAGGCCGGGGAUGGUACCGCUGUCUCCAUUUAGUGCCCACCACCACCAAUCCCAAGGGGGAAUCCCCAGCUCUCCAUACAGUAACGGGGGAGCAGCUGCAGCUGGUACCCCAGUCAGCACCCCAUACAGUAACGGGGGAGCAGCUGCAGCUGGUACCCCAGUCAGCACUACCAGCUCGGGGGGCUCGCACGGUCCCUCGUAUUUCAAAUUCCCCUCCUCCCCGGGGGGCAAGCUCCCCGAGGGGGCACCAGCUGGGAUCCCCUUCAUACUAUAGGGGGGAGGGGUCAAAGGACCUCAACAUGAAAGCGACUGGUUACGCCGUUGAAGCAACUUCCAACCAAGACAGGGCAAUGUACGGACACAACGUUGCCACACAGUGCCACACCAUCGACAGGAAAAACAAGUUCCAGAACGGACGCACGCACCAACGGGGACGGUCGCCGCCGGUAACCAAUGGGACACACCCACACCCGGAAACGAGGUUAAUUGAAGUUGCCGGUGGUGUUGUGGGUUGUACCGAUUGCUGAGUGUCAGUUUGUCUGUCGAUUUUUGUGUAUCAAUGAAAAUUUACUUAGCUUUGUCAAAUUUGUGCUGUUUGGCCAUUCUACGUACGUAUGUACAUGAAAUUUGUACGUUUGUAAAAAGUUUUGUACCUAUCGUCACAAUUUUUCUCAGUUGCAAUUUUUUUCCUCCACUUCCAACAUUUUUUCAAGAUUUUUAAACCAUGUUUUCCCACAAAUAUCUGUCCCUCAUUUGCUGCACAUUACAGCAUUGAGUAUUUUUCCUCUUUUGCUGAAUUCAAAAACAUAGUAUUUUUUUGUACGAAAGCUAAUCAUGCAGUUCUUUUAUAAACUUGAGAGAGUUUUUGAAUCAAAUCUUGUAGCAGUGGAUUCCCUCCCAACCUCUUUAUCUCGGCUAAUAGCCUUGAGAAAUGAGAUAAUGUAAUCAUUACAUCACCACUAAAGAUGCACGUCUCAUUCCCGUACCUGGAUUCCAGAUCCUCCAAAAUAUGUCUCGUAUAGUCCAGAGAUCCUGCCUGCGAAUGGUAAAAGACCCUAUACACCUCUCUACCAAGGACACUUCCGUUUUAUUCACCUCAUACUAGUUGUGC
Molecule: messenger RNA, 3616 nt
Organism: Geodia barretti
Lineage: Eukaryota; Metazoa; Porifera; Demospongiae; Tetractinellida; Geodiidae
Source: the annotation of a GenBank genome assembly